UCAACACCUGGAGCACAGCUCUCCCCUGGACCUUUGUGCAGAAGGUGGCUCUUAGCUGCGGGUAGACAAGGAUUGAACCAGAGAAGGAGUACAGAGCAGAGCCAUGAAUAUUAUCUUGGAUCUCCUCCUUCUUCUGCUCACCAUCAUCUACUCCUAUUUGGAGGCAUUGGUGAAAAUUUUCAUUCCCCAAAGGAGAAAAUCUGUGGCUGGGGAGACUAUCCUCAUUACAGGAGCCGGACAUGGAAUAGGCAGGUCGACUGCCUAUGAAUUUGCAAAACGGAAGAGCAGACUGGUUCUGUGGGAUAUUAAUAAGCACAGUGUUGAGGAAACAGCAGCUGAAUGCAGAAAACUGGGGGCCACCGUGCAUGUAUCUGUCGUAGACUGCAGUAACCGAGAAGACAUUUAUAACUCUGUAAAGCAGGUAAAGAAAGAAGUAGGAGAUGUAACCAUCUUGGUGAAUAAUGCUGGGGUAGUAUAUCCAGCUGACCUUCUUAGUACCAAGGAUGAAGAGAUUACCAAAACUUUUGAGGUCAACAUCCUAGGACAUUUUUGGAUCACAAAAGCACUUCUUCCAUCAAUGAUGAAGAGAAAUCAUGGCCACAUCGUCACAGUGGCUUCAGUGUGUGGCCAUGGGGUGAUUCCGUAUCUUAUUCCAUAUUGUUCCAGCAAAUUUGCUGCUGUUGGCUUCCACAGAGCUCUGACAUUAGAACUUGAAGCCUUGGGAAAAACUGGAAUCCAAACCUCGUGUCUCUGCCCAGUUUUUGUGAAUACUGGGUUCACCAAAAACCCAAGCACAAGACUAUGGCCUGUAUUGGAGACAGACGCAGUUGCAAGAAGCUUGAUAGAUGGAAUACUUACCAAUAAGAAAAUGAUUUUUGUUCCAUCAUAUAUCAAUCUACAUCUAUUACUAGGAAGAUUUCUUCCUGAACGUGCCUUGGCAGCUAUAAAUCGUUUACAGAAUAUUCAAUUUGAAGCAGUGAUUGGCCACAAAACCAAAAGGAAAUGAAUAAACGAGCUCCAGCCAGAAAUGCAGCUUAAUGAUGUAAAUCUAAGUUUAGAAUUAAUGCUUCAAAGCUUUAUUUCACAUUUUUCAAUAAUAUUAAUAAUAAAAACAUUGGUUUGACAUUA
This is a messenger RNA of Acinonyx jubatus (cheetah), 1128 nucleotides long. It is a transcript of the gene HSD17B13, whose product is annotated as hydroxysteroid 17-beta dehydrogenase 13. The transcript has 7 exons. Gene Ontology annotation, molecular function: oxidoreductase activity, acting on the CH-OH group of donors, NAD or NADP as acceptor. The coding region runs from base 104 to 1006 and encodes 300 amino acids. The record is from RefSeq and is a predicted model, not a curated record. NCBI's taxonomy places the organism in Eukaryota, Metazoa, Chordata, Mammalia, Carnivora, Felidae. Gene Ontology annotation, cellular component: lipid droplet.